Messenger RNA from Anopheles maculipalpis, 714 nucleotides. It is a transcript of the gene Sld5, whose product is annotated as DNA replication complex GINS protein SLD5. Gene Ontology annotation, cellular component: GINS complex. The record is from RefSeq and is a predicted model, not a curated record. NCBI's taxonomy places the organism in Eukaryota, Metazoa, Arthropoda, Insecta, Diptera, Culicidae. The transcript has 2 exons. Bases 1 to 714 code for a protein of 237 amino acids. Gene Ontology annotation, biological process: DNA-templated DNA replication; double-strand break repair via break-induced replication.
AUGGAGAGUAGUGAAUUAGAUUCGGAAAAUCACCCUGAAACAAGCACUGAGCCUGGUAUACAUCUAAAUGGUUCGCGCAACGGGAGGAUCGAAGAGUUUGAGGAUGAUGAGGAAGAAAUCCAAAUGUCCUCACAAGAGGUUUUGGAAGCUCUUCAGCGCGCCUGGAUAAAUGAAAAAUUUGCCCCCGAUGUGCUCCCCUAUGAGGAGGCCCUGGUGGAAAUGGUUAUGAUACAGCUGGUGCACAUGGAAGAAAAUCUGGCAACGGCAAACAAAAAUGAUCUGCUCUACAUCGUACAUCGGAUGGAAGUGGAGCGGAUCAGAUUCAUCGUGGCCAGCUAUCUGCGGUGUAGAUUGCAAAAGCUAGAAACUUACGCAUCUCACGUCCUGAAUGUGGAGUCCAGCAGACCGCGCAAUUUGAAACGACUAUCGGAAGCUGAACACAAGUUUGCGCGUGACUUUCACGAUAGCGUCGAAACCCAUUUCCACGAGUUGGUCACUCGCCACAUGCCGCAAAACCAUCAAGAUGAUGAGCGAGCACGCCGGGUCGUUCCAAAUUUAAACACACACGUCUUUGCUCGCGCAAGGCAAGACGUUGGGGAAUAUUCACUGGGCGGAGGUGAACACUCGGUCAACAUUCGAGUCGGUGCAGUACAUUUGUUCCGAUAUCGCGAUAUUGAGGCGCUGGUAAUCGAAGGAAAACUAGAAUUAAUCUGA